Momordica charantia (bitter melon) is the source of this 2092-nucleotide messenger RNA. Its product is annotated as peptidase M1 family protein. Lineage: Eukaryota; Viridiplantae; Streptophyta; Magnoliopsida; Cucurbitales; Cucurbitaceae. Gene Ontology annotation, biological process: proteolysis. The record is from RefSeq and is a predicted model, not a curated record. Gene Ontology annotation, cellular component: cytosol. Gene Ontology annotation, molecular function: metallopeptidase activity; zinc ion binding.
UGUCCGCCAUUAUAAAAGGGCUCUGCAACUCCACUCUCUGAAUUCACGGACCAAUUUUCAGUUCUUGAGCUUCAAGACUUCAACAAUGGCGCCUGUGGACCCACACUCUUACACAGAUUCUACCCAUCCAUUCACUGAUCACAUUUCCCUCUCUCUCUUCUUCGAUUUUUCUUCCACGAUCAUUCAUGGUUCUGCCCUAAUUUCUCUCGCGAGUUCGUACUCUGGUUCUUUGUCUCUCGAUACUCGUUCUCUCACCAUCCAUUCGAUUGUUGAUCCUCAAUCCCGUGCUCCGAUACCGUUUUCACUCGCUCCUCCCGACAAAAUCAAAGGCUCUCUUCUCUCCGUUUCGCUCUCCGGCCAGUCCUCUUUCCUCGUGAUUUUCAGCACUGCUCCUACGGCCUCGGCUCUGCAAUGGCUGACUCCUGCCCAGACUUACAACAAGACGCAUCCGUUUGUGUACACGCAGUGCCAGGCUAUUCACGCUCGUUCGAUUUUUCCCUGCCAGGACACUCCGGCGGCGCGGGUGCGUUAUUCUGCGCGUCUGAAUAUCCCUGGGGAGCUCUCGGCGGUGAUGGCCGCGCGAAGUGUGGAGCGCCGCUCACCAGUUGCUGGCGAGGGUUCGAUGUUGGCCGGAGGGGCUGCUUCGCUGUGGAGCGGCAAAGGGAGAGUGGUGGAAGAGUUCGUGAUGGAGCAGACGAUCCCGCCGUACUUGUUCGCGUUUGCCGUGGGAGAGAUCGAUUUCAGGGAAGUGGGGCCGCGGACUAGGGUUUAUGGGGAAGCGGCGCCCUCGCAGCUCGACGCUGCAGCGAUUGAAUUUUCAGGGACAGAGGAGAUGGUGGAGCAUGCCGAGAAGUUAUAUGGACCGUACGUUUGGGACCGAUUUGAUCUUCUGGUGCUACCUCCGAGCUUUCCUUACGGUGGGAUGGAAAAUCCGAAGAUGGUGUUCUUGACGCCGACGGUGAUAAAGGGGGAUGCUACGGGUGCGCAUGUGGUUGCUCAUGAGCUUGCUCAUAGCUGGACUGGGAACCUCAUCACUAACAAAAACAACGAACAUUUUUGGUUGAACGAGGGUUUUACGACGUAUGCUGAAAGGAGAAUUGUUGAGGUUGUGCAAGGGGAGGAUGCAGCUACUCUCAAUACAGGAAUAGGUUGGAAGGGUUUGCAAGAGGAUGUUGAAAGAUUUAAGGAUAAUUUGGAAUUCACAAAGCUAAAAAACAACCAAGAAGGCGUGGAUCCAGAUGAUGUGUAUUCUCAAAUACCCUACGAGAAGGGUUUUCAGUUCCUUUGGCGUAUUGAACGCCAGGUGGGAAGGCCUAAGUUUGAUGAGUUUCUUAAGAAAUAUAUUGAAACCUUUAAGUUCCAGUCAAUUGAUACCCAAACCGUUCUUGAUUUCAUGAAAGCAACCAUUCCUGGAAUUGAGAAAGAGGUAGAUUUGGUAAUGUGGACUGAGGGCACUGGUAUCCCUCCAGAUGCUUAUGAACCAGUUUCUAGUUUGUACACGUCGAUCCUAGCGCUCGCCAAUGAAUUUAAGCUCGGUAAAAUGCCGACCGACGAAGAAACUGCUGAUUGGGGAGGGCAAGAAUGGGAGCUGUACUUGCAGAAUCUGCCAAAAUCUGUUGAAGCCUCACAGGUCCAGGCGUUAGAUGGCCGUUAUAAAUUCUCAGAAUCAAAGAAUUAUGAUGUCAAAGCUGCAUUUCUUCAAAUUGCAAUUGUGUCGAAGUAUCGAGAUAGCUAUGUUGAGGUCGAGAACACUUUAACGGCAGUUGGUAGAAUUAAGUACCUCCGUCCUCUGUACACUGCUCUUACACAAGGCCCCGGGAGGGAAGAAGAGAAGAUUUUGGCGAAGAAGAUAUAUGCCGAAGCCCGUGAGAGUUAUCACCCGAUUGCUCGAGGGGUCGUUGAAUCCAUCUUUGCCCAGAACAUGUAAGGAUUCUGAAUCACCAUACCCCUGAAUUCUUCUUCUUCUAAACUUCUUUCCUACCUUUAACUUGUCUCCUACUAUUAAUGCUUGUGGUCUAUGCCCCUCGGCCAAAAUAUUGUACCAUGAGCAAAUAUCAAUAAUAAUAAGAAACAGGGGACGUCUUUUGUAUCA